AUGGGCAAAUAUGAGAAAGGUACGCCGAAAGAAAUUGCUAACAGAUGCAAGUCCAAGGGCUUGCAAAAAUUGAGAUGGUUUUGUCAAAUGUGUAAGAAACAGUGUCGUGAUCAGAAUGGAUUUAAGUGUCAUUUGACGAGUGAAACUCAUCAGCGACAGUUGCUACUCUUUGCUGAAAAUCCAGGCACUUACCUGGAGGAAUACAGCAGGGAAUUUGAAAGGAAUUUUUUGAAAGUAUUACGAAGCACUUUUGGGACAAAACGUGUCCGUGCCAACGAAGUAUAUCAAGAAUAUAUCCGUGACAAAUUGCAUACACAUAUGAACUCUACAAAGUGGCAUACAUUAACCAAUUUUGUUAUUUACCUUGGGGAAGCUGGUAUAUGUCGUGUGGAUCAAACAGAACGAGGGUGGUAUAUUGCAUGGAUCGAUCAAGAGGAAGAGUUACGGAAGCAAGCUGCACUUCAUAAGGUUAAGGCAGCUUACGACGAUGAACACAAACAACAGCAGUUACUAAGAGAGCAAGCAGAAAGAGCUCGUGAGAAGCAACAGCAAUCAGUAGAAGAAAAAACAAGUGGUCCUACUGAAUUAAUUCGUUCUAGUAAUGAAGAAAAAAUCAUUUUUUCAUUGGCAGGAAACAAAUCUGAUGAUGUGGAUGUUAACCAAGCAAGUUCAUCCAUGCCUACGAUUUCUCAUUCCGUGUUUUCUAGAAAAAUCAAAGAAGAGAUAAAGUAUGAAGAAGAUACCACAAAGAAGUCGAGAGAAUACAGUGAUCGAAAGCAAGAAGUGAGGCCAAGAAGGACUGCUUUGGAUGAAAUAAUGGAAAUGGAAGAACAACGAAAAGAGAAACAGAACAGAAAAGACAACUGGCUGCAUGAAAAGAUUAUAGUAAAAGUAAUGACCAAAAAGUUUGGAAACGAUUUUUAUAAAGCAAAAGGUGUAAUAAGACAAGUAGUGGAUGAUUUUACUGCUAUUUUGGAUGUGAAUGGUCAUUCAUUGGAAGUUGGUCAAGAAAAUUUGGAGACUGUGAUUCCUGCUGUUGGACGUGAAAUGUUAGUUGUUAACGGAGCAUAUCGAGGGACGAAAGCAAUAUUGCAGGCUAUUAAAGAAGAUGAAUUUUCUCUGGUUUUGCUUCUUAAUGAAGGCUGUGCGAAAGGAAGAGUUAUAUCGUUACCUUAUGAAGAUGCAUCUAAGCUCGAACGCUGA
This is a messenger RNA of Thelazia callipaeda (thelaziosis nematode), 1203 nucleotides long. Lineage: Eukaryota; Metazoa; Nematoda; Chromadorea; Rhabditida; Thelaziidae. The record is from the annotation of a GenBank genome assembly.